Sinocyclocheilus grahami is the source of this 1333-nucleotide messenger RNA. Its product is annotated as NEDD8-activating enzyme E1 catalytic subunit-like. The transcript has 9 exons. The record is from RefSeq and is a predicted model, not a curated record. Gene Ontology annotation, molecular function: NEDD8 activating enzyme activity. NCBI's taxonomy places the organism in Eukaryota, Metazoa, Chordata, Actinopteri, Cypriniformes, Cyprinidae. Gene Ontology annotation, cellular component: nucleus; cytoplasm. The annotation marks the transcript as partial. Gene Ontology annotation, biological process: protein neddylation.
UUGGUGUGGUUUCUCUUCAGUUGUCCCUGCUCUCUUAUGAAGAUGGAGUUUUGGAUCCCAGCUCUAUCAUUCCUCUGAUAGAUGGAGGGACAGAGGGCUUUAAAGGGAAUGCAAGAGUCAUCCUGCCGGGAAUGACAGCCUGUAUAGACUGCACACUGGAGCUUUACCCACCACAAAUCACUUUCCCAAUGUGCACUAUUGCCUCAAUGCCACGGCUACCAGAGCACUGCAUAGAGUAUGUGAGAGUGCUGCAGUGGCCCAAAGACAAACACUUUGGAGAUGCUGUUGGUCUGGAUGGUGAUAACCCAGAGCACGUUCAGUGGGUGUUCCAGGAGUCUUUAAAGAGAGCAACUGAGUUUAAUAUCACUGGUGUCACCUACAGACUCACUCAAGGUGUGGUUAAACGAAUCAUCCCUGCUGUUGCAUCCACAAAUGCAGUCAUCGCUGCUUCUUGCGCCACAGAGGUUUUUAAAAUUGCUACAAGUCUGACUGAGAAUGCUUCUCUUCAAAUGAAGUCCCCAGCUAUCACUGCAACACUUGAAGGCAAAAAUAAAACGCUCUACCUGCAGAGCAUUGCCUCAAUUGAAGAAAGAACAAGACCCAAUCUCUGCAAAACUUUGAAAGAGUUGGGAUUGGCUGAUGGACAGGAGUUAGCUGUUGCUGAUGUCACCACACCUCAGACUGUCCUCUUCAAGCUCAACUUCACAUCAGAAACAUGCAGCAUUAAACAAGUACAAAAUUAAUUUAAUGGCAGAGGUUCCUCAAAUUCACCUGCAACAGUUUAUUUGCAGCAUAUACCUAAAUAACUCCCUUCAUGUGUAGAGUCUGUAUUUGCUUUGUACUUCAAACUGAAACAUCAUGUAUUUGUUUUCAAUACAUGUAAUUUGCAACACAUCAUUUAUUAGGAAUGUUGUCAUUUUAUCAACCAACUAUCCAGACAAUUUUAGGAUUAUUAUGCAAGGAUGAUGAGACCUGUGCCACAAAGCAAGUUUAACCAGUUAGAAUUAAGUACUACAAAGGUGGAUUGGUGUUCAUUGGAAUAGUAGCAAACACUGCACAACUAACUUGCUCCAGUGCAAGUUAGUCUCAAUCACAGGUCACAAACAUAUAUUUGACCAAUCGGCUUGUCUCAGACGUGCAAUGAAGUCACUCAUCCUGUAUCUCUCACUCUGUGUUCAUCAUGAUCUCUUAUGCUGUGUAAGUGUUUACAUUCUUCAUGUUUUUUUUACAUAUAUACUGUAUAUAAUGAACAAUGAUGAAACCAAUCCUGUAUUGAAUUUCUUUAAAUAGUUUUGUAGUACAGUCCUCUGGUAAUCCUGUCAGUUGCAGGUUU